AUGGUGCUGAGCCCGGAGUGGCAGGCUUGGGCGAAGGGGAGGAAGCCGCCGGUCGAGCCCUUCGCAACCAUGAUCAUGGAUGCCGUGUGGUGGAAAGGUGCGGAGUUCUUCGUCGCCCUCCUGAAGAUCCCCUUUGCCGUCAUGCGCAAGAUUGACUCGACGGCCAAGGGCAUGAUGGGCAGGAUGUACGAUCUGAUGUUGCAGCUCACGGAAGACAUCAAUGCGAAGCUAGAGGAGGAGGAGGCGGGAUUGCUGCUGUCCAGCAGCGAACGCACAGAGGUGACCAACAUCGUCCAAAAGCGCUGGGACCAUAGCAUGGCGUGUGCCAUGCACGUGGUUGGCCGGAUCCUCAACCCGGUCAACCAAGAGGAAGGCAUCUUCCGCACCGACCUGGAGUGUACUCGCGUCUUCAAAGCGUUUGUCGCUCGUCACUACGCAGGGCGAACCGUCACGCGCAAGGAGAGCGAGGAGUUGCGCGCAUCCCACGUCAUCCAGGACGGCUUGGCGGCAUUCAACACCCUUCAGGGGAGCUUCGGCCUACCCGACGCCAUCUCUGGCCGUGAGCUUGUGAAGGCCGGUAAGAAGACGGUCGUCCAGUGGUGGACGUGGCACGGGACGGAGCACCCCGAGCUAACAACGCUCGCUUGCCGCGUUCUCUCUCAGCCAGUGUCCGCAUCGGCGUGUGAGAGGAACUGGGCAGUGUGGGAAUCGAUCCACACUGCCAAGCGCAACAGGUUGGGGUCCGAGAAGUGUCGGGACCUCGUGUAUGUUGCGUACAAUUGGAACAUUGUGCGCAACUGGCACAAGGGGGCUGAGGGGGUGACGGUUCUCCCCGGGAACAUCCCUGAGGCCUCCCUGGCGGAAGGGUACAACGAGGUUCUGGAGGAGGAUGAGGAGGAGGGGGAGGAGGAUGAGCUGGAGGAUGAGUACAAUGCUGGUGGUGGUGUGGGUGGCAAUGGUGACGGCGACGCGGUUGGCAGUGCUGUUGGUGCGGGCAGCAGAAGUGCCAGUGGCGCGGGGAGCAGAGGAGCAAUUGGUGCGGGUGGUAGUGGUGCUGCUAGUGCGGGGGGGAAUGGAAUGGGUGGUGCGGGCGGCAGUUGUGCCGGCAAUGCGGGCAGCAGUUGUGCCAGUAAUGCGGGCGGCAGUGGUGCCGGUAAUGUGGGCGGCAGUGGUGCCGGUAAUGCGGGCGGCAGUGGUGCAGGCUCCAGUUGA
Closterium sp. NIES-65 is the source of this 1212-nucleotide messenger RNA. Lineage: Eukaryota; Viridiplantae; Streptophyta; Zygnematophyceae; Desmidiales; Closteriaceae. The record is from the annotation of a GenBank genome assembly.